CAACUAUUGAAACAACGAUGCCUUAUUUUGAUACAAAUUUUUCAUUUUAAUCCAAUCUUGAUUAUGCAUGAGUUCGGAUUCGGAUUUUGACCAUCGAGUGCGACAGUUCACAGAGACUGUAAUCUGUGGUCAGUCUGGAUAGUGAAUUACAGCAUGAUGUAAAUUUGCAGGUUACCGAACAUUUCACUAUGGAUGUGGAUAAUAGUAGUUUAACUAAGAGGAAAUUGCUAACUGAGGAAGUUACUGAAGUUGAUAGACAAGCUAAGGCUCAUAAGAUUGCAGAUCCACAGCAACACAGUUCUCCUAAUAUCAGGUGAAGCAUGUCUCAUCGCAGCGUCAUCUCCGAAUUGGCUGUCGGUGCCUAUUUAAUGUGAGAUACGUCGUACAGAGAUUUUUGAAAAAUGCAGAAAAUUUUAUGGCGGUCGCAGUGCCCGCAUCAGCUCUGUGCCAGCCUCCGAGCCCAGCCGUCGCACCGCAUGUCGGCCGGCGCGAGCUCGGCCAGCGAGCCGGAUGAGGGAGCCGCCCCCGAGCGCAAGCCGGGCGCUCGGAAGAGAACACUGCGGGUCACCACACCUCCGCUCCCUGAGAGCGUUGUGAAGGAGAUGAAGACGGCGGUGGGUGUCCACCUGGGCGGGAACGCUGUGAGCUGGGCCAGGCUGGACCGCGGCGGCUCGCUGCUGGCCUGGGACUCUGUGGAUCUCGCGGCCAGCACCCGGAGGGCACACCCCACCAAGCUGUUCCAGCAAGCGAUGGAGAUGAAGCAGUUGCUGCCGCCCGGGGACGUGUACGUGCUGGAGGACCGCGCGUCGGGCGGCCACCAAUCACAGCAGCAGCAGGCGUCGCUGCAGUCCGGCUCCCAGCAGCUGUCGGCGAUGCUGCUGACGCUCAUCAACCUGGACUCUGCCCCCGCCGGUGGAGCCGUGGACGGGCUGUUCAAGCAACGAGUGUACUUCCUGCGCGCCCGGCUGUCGGCGCGCCUGUUCCGCACCAUGGUGGGCUCGGAGCGCGUGUCGGCGCGGUCCGUGGUCGAAGACAUGCUCUCCCCCGGGGGGGCGGCCUCCUCGUCGGGGCCCCACCGCCCCGCCGUGUUGGCGCCGCCCGCCCUGGUGCACGGCUACCGGUCCAGCGCCGACGCGCGGCAGGAGAACCUCUGCCGCGCCCUGCUGCUUACCAUGACCUUCCUGGAGCUGGCGGUGAGGAGGAACCCGGAGGCCAUCAGCUACGUGAGCGGCCAGCCCAAGUAGUGGACUUACACGUCUCCUGUGUAACACAUAAAUAAAAUACCUUUCUGCAAACCGAUACAA
This is a messenger RNA of Bacillus rossius redtenbacheri, 1304 nucleotides long. RefSeq lists its product as uncharacterized. Gene Ontology annotation, cellular component: mitochondrial nucleoid. Gene Ontology annotation, molecular function: DNA polymerase processivity factor activity. Bases 402 to 1244 code for a protein of 280 amino acids. NCBI's taxonomy places the organism in Eukaryota, Metazoa, Arthropoda, Insecta, Phasmatodea, Bacillidae. The transcript is spliced from 6 exons. The record is from RefSeq and is a predicted model, not a curated record. Gene Ontology annotation, biological process: mitochondrial transcription; transcription elongation by mitochondrial RNA polymerase.